Meloidogyne enterolobii is the source of this 1093-nucleotide messenger RNA. Lineage: Eukaryota; Metazoa; Nematoda; Chromadorea; Rhabditida; Meloidogynidae. The record is from the annotation of a GenBank genome assembly.
UGCCUAACUAUCACAGCCUUAGUAAUAAGACAAAAAAAGAUGAUAAAAAACAAGAUAAGAAAGAAAUAAAAAGGCUAAACAAAAAGGAAAAGAAAAAGAUCAAAAAACUGGAAGAAGAAAAGAAAAGGGAAGAACAAUUGAAGAAAAAGAAUGAAGAAGAUAUUAAAAUAGUUGAUGAAAUGAUAAGAAAAAAUAUGAAAAAACUUGAGAAAAUUGAAAAAGAAUUAUCGAAAAUUGAUAUUUUGGAGAAACAAACAAAAGAGAAAGCUUUAGAUAACCAAGCAUCAAUGGACGAUAAUAAGGUGAAGUAAUCCGAUACCGGUAGUACCAAAAAGUACCGCGAUAGUACCGAACCGUCCGAACACUAGUAACAAUUACUGAUACCCAUACCUAAAUGUUUAUUCGAUUAGAAAAGCUCGAGAGAAUCUUUACACAAAGAUUUAAUUGUGUCAACAAAACUAAACAAAUAACAUCAAAAAAUGAGUCUCCAGAAUUAAUUAAUAAGCCAGAAAAAAGUGAAGAUGAACAGAGAAUAAAGAAUUUUAUUGAAGAUAAAAAUUUGUUUGAAAUUUUUAAUACAUUUAAUAAAGGAAAAACUCAAAUUUCAAGGAAAUUAUUGAAUAUUUGUAUUUUUGCAAAUGAGAUUGGAAAGCGUUUUGAAUUUUUUGAGAAGCUUAAAUUAAACAAUAAAUUAGUUUUUGGUGUGUAUUUUGAGGAGGAAAAAUUUUUGGAAAUUGAAAAAAAUUGGAAAGAAAUUAAAGAAAAAUCCUUGAAGGAUAUUAACGAAAAUGAAAUUGAAGAAGAUUUGAAAAUUUUAUUAAUUAAUUUAUUACCUUUAUCUGAAAGAAACGAAAUUCUAGAGAAAGAUUUGGGUAGUAAAUUGAAAGAAAAAUUGUAUUUUCAAAAAAUUAGUGAAUAUUUUAUUUACACAAAGGAGCAAAAUAUGAAUGGAAAAUUAACCAAAAAUCAGAGAAAUUUCGCUCAGGAAAUGUUAAAUAUAACUGAAAAACAAUUAAAUGGAAAGAUUGAGAAUAUUGAAACACACAUUAAUAAAUUAAUAAAGCUAAAGGAACAAAUUGGAAUAGGUAAGUAA